UUUCAUGCCGUCUUUUUUUUUCAAAAUGGUUUCAAUACGUUUCAUGCUGAACUAACAAUUGUAAAAACUCAUACUCGAUAUUAUUAAAUAAAUAGCUUAACAAAAACAGUAUUGUGUGAAUAUUUUAUGAAGAAUGGUUAGAUAAUAAUAUUUUUCAGAUUUUGGGGAUAUAUAUUACGAAGAGUGGUUAGAUUAUAAUAUUUUUCAGAUUGUGUGAAUAUUUUACGAACAGUGGUUAAGUUGUCUUUCUGGGUAUGUCUGGACAAGGAGCUAUAUCAGCAGAGGCUGAGUGUGUCAAUGUAAAAAUGAAAGUUAUUUUACCCAAUGGGGAAGUAAAGCCGGAUGUUUACAUCAACCCAGAGAAUAAAGUAUAUGAGGAGAAAGAAAACAUAUUAAGAAACAGCAACAUACCAUAUCCGAAUUUGUACGUGAUGAUAUUGAUGGGAAUAGGCUCAGCUAGGACAAUUUUAGAGGAUAAAAAAGAAAUGGAGUUCUACCUGAAUCAAAUAGCAUCUGCAGAUGAAGUAUACUUGGAAAUAAAAAAGAAAAGCUCUGAAAUAGAACGGCCGCCCAAGCCUGUCAACGCAGAACUUUUUGGAGUGCACCUAAAGUGAAUGCUGCACAGCCAUAGGAGUUAUAUAUACAGUCAAAUAUAAAUGAUUUUUUUUAAAAAAUGAGUCUUGUUUGUGAUUACAUGUUAGCACUAAUGUUUUGUUUUUGUUUAAGAAUUGAAAGAGAUUUUCCAUUCAUUGUUAAUACUUUCCUCAGUUGUACUAAUUAAUAUUAUUGUUUAUUUAUAC
This is a messenger RNA of Physella acuta, 800 nucleotides long. RefSeq lists its product as uncharacterized. Lineage: Eukaryota; Metazoa; Mollusca; Gastropoda; Physidae. The record is from RefSeq and is a predicted model, not a curated record.